Messenger RNA from Drosophila melanogaster (fruit fly), 2443 nucleotides. RefSeq names its product ionotropic receptor 68a (gene Ir68a). Bases 281 to 2395 code for a protein of 704 amino acids. Gene Ontology annotation, cellular component: plasma membrane; membrane. Gene Ontology annotation, biological process: detection of chemical stimulus involved in sensory perception; monoatomic ion transmembrane transport. The transcript has 7 exons. Lineage: Eukaryota; Metazoa; Arthropoda; Insecta; Diptera; Drosophilidae. Gene Ontology annotation, molecular function: ligand-gated monoatomic ion channel activity. The record is from RefSeq and is marked reviewed.
CAUUAUCUGGUUAAACUUAUUAACCCCUGGGCCGCAAAACUUUAAUUAGUUAACCCUGUGCCCGCUGGAAACUCGGAAUGCGAGUAAAUCAGGUUGAUGAGUGACUGACUGACUGGCUGGCUGACUAACCGACAGUCCGUUGGCUACCGGUUCACGGAGUUCGGACAACUUUAAUUAGAUCUGCAUAUGCAAUGAGGACUCGAGGGUUCGUUCCGGUAAACAGGUUAACGAACUGCCGGAACGGACAAGUGGCCAACAGUUUGCGUUUGGCGGCGAAAGGAUGCGCUGUCUGUGGAUUCUGAUUGUGGCUUUCAUAUCCCUGGCGAUGGCCACCUCAAUUCCCAUUCCCAUUGCCAACCCAGCACCACUCAGUGGAUAUGAGAUGCAACUGAAAAUAUUGCUACAGAAAAUCCUGUGGGUGGCCAAUGUGAAGAGAUGCUUUGCCGUCAUUACGGAUGAUCUGCAUUAUCCCAUAUACGAUCGAAUAUUUUUCGAAUCGGUGGGUCGACGAGUGAUACCCUUCUUUGUGAUGCGAACUAAUGAAAGUGAUGAUCUACAGCGACCUUCCAGACAAGUUGAACUCUUUGUUAAGGCCAUCAAAUCCAGUGAUUGUGAACUAAAUGUGAUCACCAUACUGAAUGGCUGGCAGGUCCAACGAUUUCUUGGCUAUAUAUACGAUAACAGAUCUUUGAAUAUGCAGAAAAAGUUUGUAUUAUUACAUGAUUUGCGACUUUUUGAGAGCGAUAUGAUUCACCUAUGGAGCGUUUUUAUCGAUGCCAUUUUCCUCAAAAGGCAGCUGGACAACAAGUAUACCAUUUCUACCAUAGCCUUUCCGGGCAUUUUAAGUGGCGUUUUGGUAAUGAAAAAUAUUGCUAAUUGGGAGUUGGGAAAAGGUCUGAAUGGAAGGAUUCUAUUUGCGGACAAAACAAGCAACUUAUUCGGAACCUCUUUGCCAGUUGCCAUUUCCGAGCACGUGCCCAUGGUUCUAUGGGCAAAUGCAACCAAGAGCUUCCAAGGAGUCGAGGUUGAGAUUAUGAAUGCCCUGGGCAAGGCACUUAAUUUCAAGCCCGUUUACUACAAGCCCAAUCAAACGGAGAAUAUGGACUGGACGGAGCUGGAUGGUGGUGCUAGUGUUGCCUAUGGAAGUGGUAAUCCGGAUGGAUAUGCACAGAAUGGGACACACAUUGACUCGAUGCUUGUGGAUGAGGUGGCUGCGCACAGUGCCCGCUUUGCCAUUGGGGAUUUGCAUCUGUUCCAGGUGUACCUUAAAUUAGUGGAGCUAAGUGCGCCGCAUAAUUUCGAAUGCCUGACCUUUCUCACACCGGAAUCGUCGACGGAUAACUCCUGGCAGACCUUUAUCCUGCCCUUCAGCGCUGGAAUGUGGGUGGGGGUGCUGCUCUCCCUUUUCGUGGUGGGCACUGUUUUCUAUGCCAUCAGUUUUUUGAAUGCCAUUAUCAACGGCAAUGUGUCCUCUGAGUUUUUUCGUUGCCUACGACCAAAUCGCAACGUGCCCAUGGAUCCAAAGAUCUAUCGUCGCAUUAGUUUUCGCAUUGCCAUCAGUCGGUAUCGUUCAUCUAAAGGAGAUCGAAUGCCUCGCGAUCUUUUCGAUGGCUAUACCAACUGCAUCCUGCUCACGUAUAGUAUGCUCCUAUAUGUGGCCCUACCCCGAAUGCCUCGAAAUUGGCCCCUGAGGGUACUCACUGGUUGGUACUGGAUCUACUGCAUCCUCUUGGUGGCCACAUAUAGGGCCAGCUUCACUGCCAUUUUGGCCAAUCCAGCUGCCAGGGUCACUAUAGACACACUGGAGGAUCUGCUGCGAUCUCAUAUACCGCCAUCCACCGGGGCAACUGAGAAUAGACAGUUUUUCCUGGAGGCCAAUGAUGAGGUUGCUCGAAAAGUUGGCGAAAAGAUGGAGGUGUUCGGCUACAGCGAUGAUUUGACCUCUCGCAUAGCCAAGGGACAGUGCGCCUACUACGACAACGAGUUCUAUCUGCGCUACUUACGAGUGGCAGACGAAUCCGGAUCAGCUCUCCACAUCAUGAAGGAAUGUGUCCUCUAUAUGCCCGUAGUGCUGGCCAUGGAGAAGAACUCGGCUCUGAAGCCACGGGUAGAUGCCUCCAUUCAACAUCUGGCGGAGGGUGGUCUGAUAGCCAAGUGGCUCAAGGAUGCCAUAGAGCAUCUACCGGCGGAGGCACUUGCUCAACAGGAGGCCCUAAUGAAUAUUCAAAAAUUCUGGAGCUCUUUUGUGGCCUUGCUGAUUGGUUACGUAAUCUCAAUGCUUACACUGCUCGCUGAAAGAUGGCAUUUCAAGCACAUAGUUAUGAAACAUCCCAUGUAUGAUGUGUACAACCCAAGCUUGUAUUAUAAUUUUAAGCGAAUAUAUCCGCAGCAUUAAUGUCAAGGUUUCUGCCUAGAAAUAUAUAUAUUUUUUUUUGCACAUCAC